This is a messenger RNA of Pseudopodoces humilis (Tibetan ground-tit), 642 nucleotides long. It is a transcript of the gene RAB17, whose product is annotated as RAB17, member RAS oncogene family. Gene Ontology annotation, molecular function: GTPase activity; GTP binding. The record is from RefSeq and is a predicted model, not a curated record. NCBI's taxonomy places the organism in Eukaryota, Metazoa, Chordata, Aves, Passeriformes, Paridae.
AUGGCACAGGCGGUGACAUCGGGCACCUCCCCGCAGCGGCCUCGUCCCUCCUACAUGUACAAGGUGGUCCUGCUGGGCAGCAUGUCCGUGGGCAAGUCAAGCCUGGCCUACAGAUACGUGAGAAACGACUUCAGGGAGCUGCUGCCAACUGUGGGAUGCUCCUUCUUCACACAGACACUCGACCUGGAUGAGGCCAUUGUCAAGUUUGAGAUCUGGGACACAGCAGGCCAGGAGAAGUACCAGAGUGUCUGUCACCUGUACUACCGGGAUGCCCACGCUGCCCUCCUCGUUUAUGACAUUGCUAACAAGCAAACACUCAGCAGAGCAAAGCUGUGGCUGGAGGAGCUGGAGAAGAGAUUCCUUCCCAACGAAAUCGUGAUUGCUCUGGUGGGCAACAAGACAGACCUUGCUACUGAGCGAGAGAUCACCACUGAGGAGGGGGAAGAGCUUGCGCGAACAAAAGGCCUCCUGUUCAUGGAGACAUCUGCAAAAUCCAACCAUCAAGUAAAUGAUGUCUUCAUGGCUGUAGUCCAAGAGCUCCUGAGGAGGGAAGAAGAGAAGGCAUCCAAGCCAUCCCCACAUGGGAGGUCGACUGUGGACCUGAGGGCGAGCAGGGAGAGGACGCGGUGCUGCCGGAGCUGA